AUGGGCGGGCCAACAGUCGACGGGUACCUCCAUACCGAAUCCUGGGUGGCAGGUGCACCAUCGAGCUCCGAAAACGGAAAAUCCGCUUGCUUCAGCGCAGACAAAAGCCUCAACAACUUCGACCUCGACAACGACAACGACGACAACGACGACAACGACGACAACAGCGAACGAUCACGGUGGCAGGGACUGUCUCUAGCUCAGAUUCUUGAUCCUUUUUCUACCCUGACACUCCUCAACCCCCUCUGCUCGAUAUCCACAUCAGCCAUGCCUUCUGCUGCACCCCUGGCCAGCACUUCGAACGGCAACCUCUCUGCCAACGACAAUAUCCGUCGCUUCGCAGCUCCCAGCAGACCCUUCACCCCCCUGGAACACAGCCUCUUCCACAACAAGACACGAUGCUUUGUAUAUGGCAUGCAGCCCCGUGCUGUGCAGGGAAUGCUCGACUUUGAUUUCAUCUGCAAGCGCACCACCCCCUCCGUAGCUGGCAUUAUCUACACCUUUGGCGGCCAAUUCGUUAGUAAGAUGUACUGGGGUACGAGCGAGACGUUACUCCCCGUCUAUCAAGCCGUCGGGAAGGCCAUUGCCAAACAUCCAGACGUCGAUACCGUUGUCAACUUUGCCUCGUCCCGAAGUGUAUACAGCUCCACCAUGGAAUUGAUGCAGUACCCCCAGAUCAAGUCUAUUGCCAUCAUCGCCGAGGGUGUCCCCGAAAGACGCGCCCGAGAAAUCAUGGUCGCCGCGAAGGAAAAAGGAAUUACGAUCAUUGGCCCUGCGACUGUUGGAGGCAUCAAACCCGGUGCGUUCAAGAUUGGCAACACUGGCGGCAUGAUGGACAACAUUGUCGCUUCUAAACUCUACCGCAAGGGCUCCGUCGGCUAUGUGUCCAAAUCUGGAGGCAUGUCCAACGAGCUCAACAACAUCAUCUCCCAAACCACAGAUGGUGUCUACGAAGGUGUCGCCAUUGGAGGUGACAGAUAUCCAGGAACCACAUUCAUCGAUCAUCUCCUGCGAUACCAGGCAGACUCAGAAUGCAAAAUACUCGUGCUUCUUGGUGAAGUCGGUGGUGUGGAAGAGUACCGUGUCAUCGAGGCCGUGCGGGACGGCACCAUCACCAAGCCAGUCGUCGCAUGGGCCAUUGGGACCUGCGCAAGUUUGUUCAAGACAGAAGUUCAAUUCGGCCACGCUGGUGCCUCCGCCAACUCUGAACUCGAAACCGCAGUCAUGAAGAACAAGUGCAUGCGUGAAGCCGGUAUCCACGUCCCAGAGACCUUCGAAGAGCUUCCCCAAACGCUUGCGGAAGUUUACAAGAAACUCGUCAAGCAGGGCACCAUCGUACCCCAAUCAGAGCCUGUCCCUCCAAAAAUCCCCAUCGACUACGCAUGGGCUCAGGAGCUCGGUCUCAUCCGUAAACCCGCUGCCUUCAUCUCCACGAUCUCCGACGACCGUGGUCAGGAGUUGCUUUACGCUGGCAUGCCCAUCUCAGACGUGUUCCGAGAAGACAUCGGCAUCGGCGGAGUCAUGUCGCUCCUUUGGUUCCGUCGCCGCCUCCCCAACUACGCCAGCAAGUUCUUGGAGAUGGUCCUCAUGCUGACAGCCGACCACGGCCCUGCCGUGUCUGGCGCUAUGAAUACGAUCAUCACUACAAGAGCAGGCAAGGAUCUUAUUAGCGCUUUGGUGUCUGGCCUACUGACUAUCGGCUCGCGGUUCGGUGGUGCGCUUGACGGUGCCGCGGAGGAGUUCACAAAGGCAUUUGACAAGGGUCUCAGUCCUCGUGACUUUGUCGAUACCAUGCGCAAGGAGAAUAAACUAAUCCCCGGAAUUGGCCACAAAGUAAAAUCCCGCGCUAACCCAGACCUCCGCGUCGAACUCGUAAAAGAAUUCGUCCACAAAAACUUUCCCAGCCACAAACUCCUCGACUACGCCAUCGCCGUCGAGACCGUCACGACGUCCAAAAAGGACAAUCUAAUUCUCAAUGUCGACGGAUGUGUCGCCGUCUGCUUCGUCGACCUGCUGCGGAAUUGCGGCGCAUUCUCACCAGAGGAGGCUGAAGAUUACCUGUCGAUGGGCGUAUUGAACGGCUUGUUUGUGUUGGGUAGGAGCAUUGGGUUAAUUGCGCAUUUCCUGGAUCAGAAGCGGUUGCGCACGGGCCUGUACAGGCAUCCGUGGGAUGAUAUUACCUAUUUGUUGCCUUCUUUUCAGAAGGGGGCGCCGGGAGCCGAGGGACGGGUUGAGGUUAGUUUGUAAAUGGGGGUUUCUUGUUGCCUUGAUUACUUUUUUGUUUGCAAACUGAAUUUUUGUUGAUACUUUGGCAAUUUGGUUGGUUUAAUGGGAGCGGGGUUUAGAGGGUCUUGAGACGUAGGGAGGUUCUUUGGUGGAGGGAUGGUCAACCACUAAUUAGUACUUACAUACGACAUACAUAUAUUAGCGUAGCUUUUUAUUAGAAAAAGAGGGAAGAAAAAAGAUUUAAGGGAUUUAGUUUCUCAGCUUUGA
Molecule: messenger RNA, 2493 nt
Organism: Histoplasma capsulatum G186AR
Lineage: Eukaryota; Fungi; Ascomycota; Eurotiomycetes; Onygenales; Ajellomycetaceae
Product: ATP-citrate synthase subunit 1
Exons: 7
Coding region: 1-2247 (748 amino acids)
Biological process (GO): acetyl-CoA biosynthetic process; tricarboxylic acid cycle; fatty acid biosynthetic process
Cellular component (GO): cytosol
Molecular function (GO): ATP citrate synthase activity
Source: RefSeq, a predicted model, not a curated record